AAUGCUUCAUUAGUGUCCCAUUACACUUUGUUCGCGCGGUAUUUCGCCAAGAUGAAUCGAUUCGUCGCGAUCGCAUUCGUCGUGCUGUUUCUUUGUUUGACGCAGAUGCCAGAUGAGGUUCUAACUGCCCCAGCAGAUCCAUCGAAUUCUACCGAGGGUUCGAUCGAAUGUCGUAAACACGAGGAACCCACGGAUUGCGUCUCGUGUUCGCCGAGUUGUGAACGCCUUAUACCUGGAAAGUGUAAUGGACCGUUGUGCAGACCGGGCUGCAAGUGCAGCUUCGGCUUCUACAAGGACAGCGACGGCGACUGCGUCUCGAUCUUAGGUUGCGUAAUCGACUUCAUGAAAAGCCGAAAGGAAUGGUCGGUGUUCGAUUUCGUGAACACUGCGAAACAGCUACAGAGCAAGUGAUUGAACGCUCGCCCAACCCCGUCGAUCCUCCACGAUCCUGUCUGGCAGCGACUCCUUGAUCUACGAACACCGAGGAAGUCUAUACGAAUGAAUCACGCCGAAAACAUGUAACCCUUAACGCAAUAAAAAGAACGAAUUUCAAACAAA
Molecule: messenger RNA, 558 nt
Organism: Megalopta genalis
Lineage: Eukaryota; Metazoa; Arthropoda; Insecta; Hymenoptera; Halictidae
Product: venom peptide CtAPI
Source: RefSeq, a predicted model, not a curated record